UCUGUCCAGCAAGGUGAGAAACAUGUUUUAGCAUACGUUCCUCACACAUUUUUGAAAUGCGCUUUUAGUCAGCUGAAACCUAAAACCAUCCCAGCGCGGGGACACAGACUUUGUACAGUUGUUUUUUUUUUCCUAAUGAAAUGGGUGUUGCAGACUGAACUGCCAACCGGCAGUCCCGGGGCAGGUCCUGCCUUCGCGUCGCCAAGAGUCCGGAGGCUGAGGUUUGUGUGGACAUUUCUGGGAAAUCCUCCAAAGCUCAGUUUGCCAAGAAGAAACCUGCGAAGGAGCACAGCACAGUACAGCACAGCCGCGUGUUCCUGCGCAGACUCAGCGCAGUUUGCACAUUUCUUGCAUUUUGUCGGAGUCGGAGGUUUUCUCUUUCCUGAGCGCAGAUGAUCGUCUCACGGUUUGUUGGACAUAAACAACGCUCGAGGAUUAAUUGGAUACAUUAAAGUUUGAGGGAAUUAAGGUAAGCGUGCGUGUGUUUUGGAGAUGUGACGUGGUUCCGAACUUUUCGCCAUUCAUUUCCCCCCUAAGGGCCGAGGAAGAAUUAUCACAAAGUUUUGGGAUGUUUGUAUAACAGAUGAUCUAAAGCUUACUCCUGAUCUCAUGGGAUCACACCUGGAAAGGGAAGUGUUUCUGACAUGAAGUUCUGGAUAUAACUUUUACGCACUAUAACUCUUAUUCGCCUUGUCUGUCAGAUACAGAGCAGACAGUGAAGUGGAUUCCCUCAUGCUCUGAAAACACAUCACUGACACACUGUUAUGUGCCGAGCCUGUCUUCAUCUGGAAUUAAUUGAUUAAUUAACAAACCUCAAAUGCACUAAAAGACGCGCCAGGAUCACGGCUCCGCCACCUGGAUCUUUAUCUCCCACCCCCUCAGUGAGCAUAUACUUUAGCUAACAUCUCGCCACAAUGCGCAGGGCUUUUGUUCUCAGUUUAGCUCUGAUUUACCUGCUCACCUGGACAGGCGAAGCCGACAAACACGCUCACCUUAAGCGGGUGCAGUUACGCUCCAGACGCGUGCAGCUAGGCGCAACGGACAAGGAGCGCCUCGUCGGCCGAGUGCGCCCCGGGUUUGGUUCGGCGAUCUCGGUGCACAGUUCCAGGAAGAAUGAAGAUGUGCAGGCGGACGAGGGCGCUCCAGUUUCCGCCAGGACAGGGACUGUGCCGGGCAAGAGAGCAGGAGAUGUAGUGCCAAGGAGAGGGGUGGACAUGCUGCAAGACGAGGCCGCCCAAGGAACGAGAAGCAGGGUCACCCGGAUGCCCAACAGCGCCGGGUCACCGAAUCUGCUGGCCAGUUUCGCAGGGAAGAACCGCGUCCUGGUGAUAUCGGCGCCGCACGAUUCAGACGGCUACUACCGACUGAUGAUGUCUCUUCUGAAGUCAGAUGUGUACUGCGAGCUGGCCGAGCGACACUUGCAGCAGAUUGUCAUGUUCCACCAGGAGGGAGAGAUGGGGGGCAAGGUGAGGAGGAUCACCGGCGAGGGGAAGGUGAUGGAGGAGCCGCUGGACACAGCACUCAUCCCCAGGCUCAUGAGCUUCCUCAAACUGGAGAAAGGUAAGUUUGGGAUGGUGCUGCUGAAGAAGACCCUGCAGGUGGAGGAGAGGUACCCGUACCCUGUGAGGAUGGAGGCCAUGUACGAGGUGAUCGACCAGUCGCCCAUGAGGAAGCUGGAGAAGCUCCGGCAGAAAGGCUUCGUCCAGAAGUGUCGAGCAGCCGGCGUGGAGGGCCAAGUGGAGGAGGGCACACUCACAGUAGAUACAACAGUAGAAAGAAAACCAUGGAAGAAGAUCCCAAGAAAGCCCACCACAACAACAACAACAACAGCAGCAACAACAACAACAACAACAACCACCACAACAACUACACGACCAACCACGACUACUACAAACCGGCCCCCCACCACAACUACAACCAAAGCGACAACAACAACAACAACCACCAAACCCACCACCACCAGAAGAACCACCACCAAACGAACCACCACCACCACCACCACCCAGGCACCAACCAGAGCCCACACCCCAGCCCUGUGGCUCCCAGCCCCCAGAACCACGGCCGACCCUUCCUACUACAACCGCAGAGAGAGGGAGCGGGUCGCGGCUAAAACCACCCCGGCUGGAGAUAACCGCACCGACAAGGACAACAGAGAUCCGCACAGCCGCAAGCUGGCGCCUGCCACACAUAAACCCUCCAAGAUCAAACCUACCAAGAGGAAGAAUGGUGGAGAGAAGGUGUUAACUAAUGAGUACGAGGACAAGUAUGAACCAGGCAGGCCGACAGUCAGUCAUCCUGAGGAGACAGAAACCUUCACCGACAUCAGUCCCACCAAGAAGGUCAAGGGAAAGCUCGAUAAGCACGACAAGAAGAAGAAAAAGAACGACAAGGCUGCCAAGAAGGCGGACAGGAGAGGAGGAAAGGGAGGGAAGAAGAAGAAGCUGCCUGAGUACCCCAAGAAAGAGGACUACCCGAAGCCUGCUAAGAAGCCGACGCCCCCUCCGAAGGGAUCUCUGGCCUCCUUCUUGGACUACUUUGAGGACCGGAGGCGGCUGCUGCUGAUUACGUCCCCCAGCGAGGAGAGCACUAUGUAUGUUCAGCAGCGGGACGAGUACCUGGAGUCUGUGUGUGAAAUGGCCAUCAGGAAAGUCUCCAUCAUCACCAUCUUCGGCUCCCUGACCAACUCCACCAUGAAAAUUGACCACUACCAGCUGGAAAAUGACAAGCCUAUGAAGGGUCUUCGUCAGGAGGACCUGGUGAAUCAGGACCUGAUCACAGAGCUGAGGAAAGAGUUUAGCAUGACCCAUGAGGACUUCUACAUGAUUCUCACCGACACCGACAUGAGAGUCAAGCAAGCCUAUGAGGUUCCCAUCGCCAUGAAGGCUGUUUUCAACUACAUCGACACCUUCUCUUCCCGCAUCCGAGAGAUGGAGCAGCAGAAGAGAGAUGGGGUUGUCUGUAAGAAAGAGGACAAGCCCAGAUCGUUGGAGAACUUCCUCUCCAGGUUCCGUUGGAGACGUCGCCUGUUCAUCAUCUCCGCCCCUAACGACGAGGAGUGGGCCUAUCAGCAGCAGCUCUAUGGCCUGAACAGCCAGGCCUGCAACCUCGGUCUGAGGCACAUCGCCAUUCUGAAGUUGGUUGGCACGGAGCUGGCGGAUAUGGGCGGAGUCUUGGAACUCUAUCCUAUCAAUGGGAGUGCUACUGUGGAGCGCGAAGGCCUGUCCGGUAGCCUGGUGAAGGACAUGAGGAACUACUUCCAGAUCAGCCCAGAAUACUUCUCCAUGCUGCUGGUUGGGAAGGACGGCAACGUCAAGUCCUGGUACCCUUCGCCCAUGUGGUCCAUGGCUAUUAUCUACGAGCUGGUGGACUCCAUGCAGCUACGCAGACAGGAGAUGGCCAUCCAGCAGUCCCUGGGGAUGCGCUGCCCUGAGGAUGAGUAUGGCGGCUAUGGCUACCAUCAGCAUGGAUACGAACACGGUUACCAGGAUGGCUAUCACCAGGGCUACGGCUACUAACUCUUCCCUACUGUUCCGUGUUCCUUUUCACUCGUAACUUCUUUAAUCUUUUCCUACCCAUCCUCCACGAGGCAGUUAGUUCAGCAGAUUAUUAUUAUUAUCAGAAUACAGCAUAGAAAAUCUGCUUAAAGAUCUAGGACA
Messenger RNA from Sander lucioperca (pikeperch), 3656 nucleotides. RefSeq names its product coiled-coil domain containing 80 (gene ccdc80). Lineage: Eukaryota; Metazoa; Chordata; Actinopteri; Perciformes; Percidae. The coding region runs from base 915 to 3515 and encodes 866 amino acids. The record is from RefSeq and is a predicted model, not a curated record. The transcript has 10 exons.